Synchytrium microbalum is the source of this 1911-nucleotide messenger RNA. RefSeq lists its product as uncharacterized. NCBI's taxonomy places the organism in Eukaryota, Fungi, Chytridiomycota, Chytridiomycetes, Synchytriales, Synchytriaceae. Gene Ontology annotation, molecular function: SNARE binding; SNAP receptor activity. The record is from RefSeq and is a predicted model, not a curated record. Bases 1 to 1911 code for a protein of 636 amino acids. Gene Ontology annotation, cellular component: SNARE complex; endomembrane system; membrane. The transcript has 16 exons. Gene Ontology annotation, biological process: vesicle fusion; vesicle-mediated transport; intracellular protein transport.
AUGGCGUCGAGAUCAAGGACGUUACUCUUCUUACAAUAUCGGAAUUCUUUUUCGAGAACAAACACUCGACACCGACCAGUUGGAGCAGGUGCUUCAAAACCACUCCAAGACGCACGAUUUGGUAGUCUUGAUCAAUCUGAACGUGCUGGUCUAAUCGCCAAUGAGAUCAACGAAAGCUCAGAAGUUGCAGUCGAGCUAUCAGUCCUACCACCGAAAUGGAUUGAUGUCGUAGAAGAGGUCGAAGAAGAGACAGAGAGAAUCAGUGACAAGAUACACGAGCUGGAAGCUCUGCACAAAAAGCACCUACUGCCUGGAUUUGAUGAUCGGAUUGGAGAGGAGCAGUCCAUAGAGGCACUGACUGACAAAAUCACCAGCAUGUUUCAAGAGUGUCAACGUAAAAUCAAAAGAGUCAACAAUGAAUCUCAGGCUACUGCAGCCAGAUCGAAACAAACUGCUCUGCUCAGCAAAAACAUACAAACAUCGCUCGCCACGAAACUGCAAGACUUAUCACAUGCCUUCAGGAGGACGCAGUCUAACUAUCUUCAGAAACUUCGAGGCCGUGAAACCAGGAGUAAAGAUAUGUUUGGAGGUGCAGGUGCUGCUGAAGCUACAGAUGCCGGAGAAGAUGAGCUAGACGCAGUAUUUACUGACACCCAGUUGCAACUUAUUUCGAAUCAAGAAAGAGCCAUCACAGAACGUGAAAGGGAAAUCAAUGAUAUUGUCAAAUCAAUCAAUGGCCUAGCAACAGUCUUUAAGGAGCUACAGGCCAUGGUCAUUGAUCAAGGGACAGUUUUGGAUCGAAUUGAUUACAACAUUGAGCAGACAUCAGUACACAUAGAAGAUGCUCAUGCUCAACUCCAGACCGGUGUCAAAUAUCAAAAGCGAGCUGGUGCCAAGCUUUGCAUUAUUGCAUUAAUCUUGCUGAUUGCUGUUUUGAUUGUCGCUCUGUAUAUUAAGCUCAGAACCAAGUCCACCACUACUGCAACUACCACCACCACUCAACAAGGAAGUUAUAGGCAAGUCAGGUCUGUAGAAGCGAAGAAUAUGUGGGCUGCAGCUUCUAGUGGUCCUAUAUCUCAACGAGAGAAUAAGACUCCCCUCUUCCACGCUGUCCAUGUGGUCAUAAACUAUGUGAUAGCUGUAUACGAAAGUUAUAUCCGACAAGCGGUACCAUUUUCAGAUGCCCAACCAACGGCUGUCGUCGUGUACUACGGAGAAGUGAUUACCUUGACGGUGGACGAUUUCGAUGGCGAUGCACGAAAGUAUGACGAUUACUUGGAAAGGUUAGAAGAUUGGGUCUACAAUCUGGUCAACCAAAAAGAUGUGGAAAAGACCGAGGAAGAGAUUUCUGAAUUCAACGAGCAGUUUGAGUCCAAAAUCAAAAAGGAAAAAGAAAAGACGCUAGUAUCUACAUUCUUACCAACGCCAAGAUCCGUGCAGAACGCCGUGGCCCGAGAGUUGCUGAUGAUGGAGGAUCUACAGCGACGGAAACGAGAAAAGAUGAGGGAGCAGAGUCUUCGAGAGCUGGAAGAAAAAGAGCACACUCGCAAGACUGAAAAAGAAGAAUUACUCAAAAAGCUGGUCGAUGCAAAGGACAAGGAAUCGAAGAACAUUGUUACUGAAAUCAAGAAUAUUCGAGCUGCUCGUCCCAAAGUCGUCUCUACUCGAUUUACUAUGGAAGAUUAUGAAAUGUUGCCACCAACCGACGAGAACGAAGAUUAUCGACUCUUCGAUACGUUUGAUCAUGUCUAUGUCACUCCAGACCUUGAAAUCCCCGAAUCGUUGAGUCAAGGAGACAGUGUUCUAGACCUGGUCAGAUUGGACAAGAGAGCUCGUUCUGGUGGAUUUUCAUUGAUAACAUUCGUUUCAAGGGCAUAUUAUGAGGCCGCUGAACUUUGGGUGGGCUUGUAG